UGGAUGUAUGAUAAUAAUAAUGAAACUAUGGAACUAAAUGCCAAGACAUCUAGAUUUAGUUCCGAUAGCUUCGUUUACUGAACAUUUUGUUUGAACUAUUUUGUUACGGAACGGCAAAACUCAAGUUUGUGAUUGAUUUUAUUUUGUAACAAGAGGAGUCGAAAUAAAGAUGUCUUUGGUUACAAAAAUUUUCUCGGGUUUUGUACCGCAAAAGCUUACGAGUGUGCUGAUAAACAAUAUCAGCCGUCACCAAAAUGCCCGGAAUUUUCACAUGAUGUUAAAACCUCUACCUUCAAUAUGUUCGAAUGUGUCAAAAACUCCGAUGGCUCUAGAAGCAACAUCGCCAACAUCUUUAAUUACUGGAAUGCAACGUUUGUUGACUCCAGUCUCAACAAUCUUAAAUCAAGUGGCUGGUUUUAAGGUUAAAGGACGACUAAAGAGACGUUGCAAGGAUUGUUACUUUGUUAUCCGCCAACAGCGUCAUUAUGUCAUUUGUCCAACCCACCCGAGACAUAAACAAAUGUCAAUGAAGAAACGUGAUUAUAAAUCCUGGAUUCUCACUCACGCUACACAAUCUAAAGUAAGGCCAUAUUAGAAUUUGACUUGUUAUGCUAUGAAUAAAAUGUAAAAAUACUAAAAUGUGCAAA
Messenger RNA from Musca domestica (house fly), 647 nucleotides. RefSeq lists its product as uncharacterized. The transcript has 2 exons. Gene Ontology annotation, molecular function: structural constituent of ribosome. Bases 170 to 595 code for a protein of 141 amino acids. Gene Ontology annotation, biological process: translation; ribosome biogenesis. NCBI's taxonomy places the organism in Eukaryota, Metazoa, Arthropoda, Insecta, Diptera, Muscidae. The record is from RefSeq and is a predicted model, not a curated record. Gene Ontology annotation, cellular component: ribosome; mitochondrial large ribosomal subunit.